This is a messenger RNA of Schizophyllum commune H4-8, 1311 nucleotides long. RefSeq lists its product as uncharacterized. Bases 23 to 967 code for a protein of 314 amino acids. The transcript is spliced from 4 exons. The record is from RefSeq and is a predicted model, not a curated record. NCBI's taxonomy places the organism in Eukaryota, Fungi, Basidiomycota, Agaricomycetes, Agaricales, Schizophyllaceae.
CCUUAUCGAUAACUCAGGCGAUAUGGUGACCAAGAAAGCAGCAGUAUCUCCCAGGACCGGCUUGAGGCGGUCAUCUCGUCUCAGUCAAGGCAAGCCUGCAAGUGCCACUACAGAUGCUCAGGAUCCUCCAGUAAAGCGACGCAGACUCUCACAUGCCGAUUCCUUGGAGUCAUGCAGCGCACGAGCGACGUCCGGACGUCGCGGGAAGCUUACCCAUGCCGAGGUCCUGAAGCGAGAGAAGCGGGUGGCCAAACUCGAAUUGGACUACCAGGAGCGCUCCGAAGAGCUGAAGCGUCGUUACGCUUCCUUGACUGAACGCGAGAAGGAGGUCGCUACCGCCCUGGACCGCGUCGCCGAACGCGACGCUCAAUCUACGCUCUCUCAACUCCAGGAACUCUUCACCUGCCCACUUUGCUACGAGGUUCUCACGGUGCCGUUCUCCCUGAACCCCAGUCUCUGCGGCCACACCUUCUGCGGCAUCUGCAUCCUCAAGUGGUUCUUCUCGCGCCUGCACGAGCCCUGCGGGGGCUGGCACGAAUCGGUGGACUGCCCCAUCUGCCGGCAGCUGCUCGUCAUUACCCCCGAUCGGACGCCGCGUCUCGAGUUCACCUGCCCGUUCGUGCCCAACCGGGUGGCCGCAACCGCUUGCGAGACGCUCGUUGAACGACUGACUCAGAACGCAUGCGCGGCUUCCUCUGCGCGCAUAAAGCGCGAACUCAGCGAGGGCCCCCUCAAGUCCCGGCUCAAGAGAGACUGCGAGGAGCGAAGUCACGACAAAUUGGUCGACGAUGGUGGUUCUGAGGAUUCAAUCGAAGGCCUGGAGGCGUGGGUAGAGGGAGGAUCGAUGCGCACCGAGUGGCUUAGAAAGCAGGCAGAGGGAAAGCAGGAGAUGAGCGAGCUCAUCUCCAAGUGGACGACGCUGAAGUCGCCCGACUUCAUAAGCAUCAAGCGACGCCUUGGUGUCUGACCGUACACGAUAUGCCGUUUCUUUUGCUAUGUGUAUUACCACAGAGGACCUUCUCAUGGAAUGGAGUCAAGCAUACCGAACCUGUAUCGCUUCUACUAGGAUAUGGGUUAUGUACAUUAUGCUUAGCAAUCGCACAUACAUGUCCGUUUUAUGCGCCCUAGCACUGUAUAUGCUUCCCGUGAGGAUAUCCUGACUGUGUUAUAGGCGCCGUUCAGUUGUAGAAGUACAGCUGUAGGGCAUAGCUCAUGUUGAGGCCUCGAGGUUUGGCCUCCGGAUAAAACCCACGUGACGAUCACUCGCCCACGCGUCUAGUGCAUUGUUCUGUCCUGCAUCUUGUUCCCGAC